AUGUCGCAGCUCAAGAAUGAAAUCUCCUCUUCCGACUUUGAGGUCGAAGCAGAGCAUCGACACACCGCGCCCAAGAUUGGCGCAGUCGACACCCUCCGCGUCGGACUCACAGUGGUGGCACUGGCCGCCGGCGCCGCAGUCCUCGGUCUUGGUGCCGAUACCCUCGCUGUUUACAGGGCCACAUCGCUCCCUGCAGACUACAUGCUGCAGCUGUGGCCCAAGGAGUUUGAUGUCCGGCCUGUCAACUCGUUGAUUGCCUGCGGUGUCAUUGUGCUCAUCGCCAAUGGCCUGGCGCUCGCUAUGAGCAAGGUGUCUUUUAUCGGCUCCCGCUACGUUGCCCGCUCAUCCGUGUCUGUCGCUGCUCCCACGGUCGGCCUCAUCGGUGCUCUGGUGGCCAUGUCCAUCUUCUAUGCAGUCAAUGCAUCGACAAAAGUUGAUUCGAUCCAGAGUUGGAGUUGCCGCUGGAGCGGCGUGCCCAUGGAUACGCGCCCGCAUUUUGACGCCGUCUGCAGGGAGAGCAAGGCGGCUCUUACACUGGCCACGCUGCUAGUGCCUGUUGAGGCGUUCAUCAUUGGUGUUGCCGGCUACGAAGCUGUCCUGCUCCGUCGCAUCAACCAGGGGACUCAUCAUUAA
Molecule: messenger RNA, 633 nt
Organism: Beauveria bassiana ARSEF 2860
Lineage: Eukaryota; Fungi; Ascomycota; Sordariomycetes; Hypocreales; Cordycipitaceae
Exons: 2
Coding region: 1-633 (210 amino acids)
Source: RefSeq, a predicted model, not a curated record